This is a messenger RNA of Asparagus officinalis (garden asparagus), 777 nucleotides long. RefSeq names its product protein FAR1-RELATED SEQUENCE 8-like. Lineage: Eukaryota; Viridiplantae; Streptophyta; Magnoliopsida; Asparagales; Asparagaceae. The transcript has 2 exons. The record is from RefSeq and is a predicted model, not a curated record. Bases 37 to 777 code for a protein of 246 amino acids.
AUCCUCUACUAACGAGGGAGUUGCUAAUAUCUCCUAAUGAACAAAUCUCAGCCGUUCAUUUUACAUCAACGGCCAGUAUCCUCACUACACAUCCCCAUGAAGUUCUCUCUCCCCUUCACAACCCCCUUCAACAUCCUGCAGCUCCCUCUCUCCCCCUCCCUCUCUCCCCCUCCAAGAUCAUCGGCGCUCGGCGCUCUCUCCCCCUCGAUCUCGAUUCGCGAGCUCACCGCAAAUCUGGACCACCUCCGCGAGCCGACCCCGCCGUUGAUCUCUCUCUCUCUCGAACUCGAUCUCGAUCCGCGAGCGGAGUUCGUCGCAGAUCCGGACCACCUCCGCGAGCUCUCUCUCUUCCCCAAAACUCUCCCUAAAAUUCCUCCGCAAGAUUCCUCCUCCGACGCUGCAGGCAUUAUGGAAGAGAAUGCGGAAGAAAACAAUGAUAGUUUGGAGUGUUCAAAAGAAGACUUGAAACCUAAAUUUUUUAUGGAGUUUGAUUCUGAGAUUGAUGCAUAUGACUUUUAUAACGAAUAUGCACGUAGUGAAGGCUUUAGCAUUAGAAGAGCUGCUUAUGCUGCAGAUAAACAAGGUGUACUCACUUCAAGAACAUUUGUUUGUUGUAAGGAAGGUUUACGGAAGGCGGAUAAGAGAGACGAUUUGACGAGAAAUCCAAGAGGAGAGACAAGGACUAAUUGUGGAGCGAUUAUGGGGAUUAAAUUGGUAAGGCGUACUGGAAAGUAUUCUGUUUAUCGUUUCUCUGAAGAGCAUAACCAUCAUCCUUAA